Molecule: messenger RNA, 1821 nt
Organism: Trachemys scripta elegans
Lineage: Eukaryota; Metazoa; Chordata; Testudines; Emydidae
Gene: HSF5
Product: heat shock transcription factor 5
Exons: 6
Coding region: 1-1821 (606 amino acids)
Biological process (GO): regulation of DNA-templated transcription
Molecular function (GO): DNA-binding transcription factor activity; sequence-specific DNA binding
Source: RefSeq, a predicted model, not a curated record
AUGGAGGAGCCGCUGCUGGUCGCCCCCAUCAACCCCAACAACUUCCCGGCCAAGCUGUGGCGCCUGGUGAACAGCCCGCGGUUCCGCUCCAUCCGCUGGGACACCCGCGGCGAGGGGCUGCUCAUCGACCAGCCGCUCUUCGAGGCCGAGCUGCUGGGCGCCGGGCCGGGCCUCGGGGCGGGGCCGGGGGGCGACGGGGGCGCGGCCGCCUCGGCCGAGCUCUUCAAGACCACCAACUUCACCAGCUUCAUCCGGCAGCUCAACCUGUACGGCUUCCGCAAGGUGGUGCUGGGCCCGCCGGGCGGCUCCUCGGCCGCGCCCGCGCCCGGGCCCGGGCCCGCGGGCGGCGGCGCCUCCGGGCCCCUGCACCACUUCCACAGCCCGCACUUCCGCCGCGACCGCCCCGACCUGCUCGUCCACCUCAAGAGACUCACCAGCGCCAACAAGGCCAAGCUCGCGGCCGGCCUGGAGGUGACCAGCCGCCCGCCCAACCGCUUCCAGCGGCUGCUCAGCACCUCGCUGCACGGGGAGCCGCUCGCGUCCCCGCCGGGGCCCGGCAAGGCCGAGAAGCCCGGAGCACUGACAAUAGGACAGUUUCAUCGAUCUUUUCGGCGAGACAGUUUAUCUCCUUACUCCUAUGUAUCUGCUUCAUCCCACAACCACAGCACUUUAUCAUCGAAAGGUUCAGAUCGGACUCCAAUCCCUCCCAGAACAUGGCAGAACUCCCUUGGGAUGCUUCCAGGGCAGGUGGAGACUUCCCCGACAUUUUCAGACAAAGGGGUUCCAUUUCCUGUACUCCAGAGGUUUCCAACAGAGGUCACGUACACUCUCCAACCCAGUGCCACGUCUAUGCACAUACAACAAGGACCGCAGACAAUGGCCACUUCUUCCCAGAAAUAUAGCAACUACACACCUUCAGCACAGUACUCCCAAACCUACUACCCAACAGCUGUGUUACAGUGCUGCUCACCUACGGCUCACCUAGAUCCUCUUAGUGGCUGUGGCAGUCCUACAGCCUCAACCUACACACACUGCAGCUAUUUCCAGAAUCCUCCAAUGCAAUCAUCAUACCCAGUUGAAUUUUUGCCGUCUAACUGGCCAUGCAAUACAGCUGAUGAAAACAAGAAGACCGAAGUAAACCUAGAGGCUGUCUUUCAGAUUGUAGAUGAGAUGCAUUCAUCCCCCAAGCUAGAGAUGGUGAAGGUGGAACCUGUGGAGAACCAGUGUCCAACCCCACAGCCUAAUGCAGGCCAGCAAUUGAUAGUUAAUCCUGGGAAUAAUGAUGCACCUUCCUCGAGUCAUGCCAGCCAGCUGGAGCCUCUUACACCUGUAGGUUCUGAUAUUACAUUUAUGGUGGGAACAGAUCAAGCAAUAGCCUGUUCUCUGCCACAGCCUUCUGAAUUUAUUUAUACUAUCCACACCACCAAGCCUGUAGAGAAUACUGCUGCACAAAUGGGGCAGGAACCUGCAGCCACACAGGAAGAACAUGCAAAACUGAAAGAACAGAUGAGCCAUGCUUCAGCUCAGUCUUCAGUGGUGUUUCUUCAGGAGGGACUGCCCUUCAGUCCACAGCAGGUGGAGCCCAGUAUUAAGUGUCAAACCAGUCCAUCGGAGACAGUUGUGUCUUCGGAGCAGGUAGGAUUCCUUAUUUCAGAUGUGGAACCUGUGAGCAAAUCUGUCAAAGACACAGCUUCAUCCAUACAAACCAGGUGCAGAGAGAGAAGAAGCAGUUCACAGAAGGGCAAGUCUCCUGAUCUCCAUCUACUGGUGGAUGUAGCUUGCAAACAGGAGCACUUUCCAAAAGAAGAAUUAAGAGAGUGA